AUGGAGCCCAAAAUGCAUCUGUCUCUGCUGACGUUAUCUUGCCUGAUAUUGCUUUGCACAACGAGCUAUGCAAAGCCUGUUGAUCACGCGAAGCACAUAGCCAUGACAGGUGGCAAUCUUGCUCAUGUAGUUGAAUCGGGAGUUCAAAAAUGGGCUUUCAGGUUACGGAAAACAGCGUCAGUACGGUCCGGCUCCAGCUACCUCUCGAAGCGUGAUAGCACCUGGGACAGCACCUGGAUCGUUGAGGCAGGAGAUACGGGAUACCGUAUCGCAGCUCGCUUGGGCGUUUCGUUUGCUCAACUCUCGGCUCUUAACCCGGGGGUACAGUGGAACAAUCUCCAAAUUGAACAACUUCUGAACAUUCCCUGUGAGGACGACGAGGGCACGGGAAGCACUAGCUAUACUGUCAUCAGUGGAGAUACAGGGAAUGCUAUAGCGGCAGCCUUCGGUGUCUCCUUCACGAUGUUGAGCGCUGCUAAUCCUGGUGUCAAUUGGUACAAUCUUCGAAUUGGUCAAGUCUUGAACAUCCCUUCUGAGGGCGACGAAAGCUCAGGGAGUACCAUCUACACUGUGGUCGCUGGAGAUACCGGCAAUGCUAUAUCAGCAACUUACGGUAUCUCGUUUUCCAUGUUGAGCGCUUCCAACCCAGGUGUUAACUGGUAUAACCUCCAAGUUGGGCAGUUCCUGGUCGUUCCAAGACCGACUGUGCCGGAGAGCACUACAACCACUAUCGAAACUACUAGUGUAGUUGAUACUACCAGUACUGCGACUUCAAUGAGUACUACGAGCACUAGCUGCACUUCCAGGACGAGUACUACCAGCAUCGAGCCUGUUGAAAGCAGCACGACAUCGAGUUUUGCGACUGUGACUGCGAGUACCACGAGCUCCGACGUGAGCAGCACUCUCGACGAACCAACCACAACUUCAACGAGUUCCGACAUCAGCACAACAAUUUCCUCUGAAACUACCACAACUUCCGCUGAGUCUACGUCGACAUCGUUCGAGUCUCUAACAAGCACCACAUCCGAAUCUACCUCUGCCACCAGUGACUCGACCUCGACCUCGACCUUGACCUCGACCUCGACCACCACUGACUUGAUCUCAACCUCUACUACCAGUGACUCGACCUCUACCUCUACCACUAGUGACUUAACCUCGACUUCGACAACCACUGGCUCUACGACCACAACAACGUUUGCGUCGACCAUCAGUACCACAACCGCAACCACGACUUCGGAUACUACGACUACUAGCAGCGAUGCCCCGGAACCCACAACUACUGUAGUUGUGCGAAGGGCCGCUCAAGCUCGAAGCACUAAAAUCUUACAGCUUGUGGAGAUCCCAGUGGUACGCAAUAACUAA
This is a messenger RNA of Lithohypha guttulata, 1362 nucleotides long. RefSeq lists its product as uncharacterized. The transcript has 2 exons. Bases 1 to 1362 code for a protein of 453 amino acids. NCBI's taxonomy places the organism in Eukaryota, Fungi, Ascomycota, Eurotiomycetes, Chaetothyriales, Trichomeriaceae. The record is from RefSeq and is a predicted model, not a curated record.